GCCUCUGGGGCUCUGGCGGCGGCAGGUCCUGGCAGUCGCUCGCCGGUCACCUCGCAGACGCGAUGGCGGUCCCGGGCUCCCUGGCCGAGUGCGGCUACAUCCGGACGGUGCUGGGCCAGCAGAUCCUGGGACACCUGGACAGCUCCAGCCUGGCCCUGCCCUCCGAGGCCAGGCUGAGGCUGGUGGGCAGCAGCGGCCGCGGCGACACGGCGGCCCGGAGCCAGCGGAUCCAGGAGCAGGUGCAGCAGACCCUGGCCCGCCGGGGCAGGAGCUCGGUGGUCAGCGGGAAUCUUCACCGAACCAGCAGUGUCCCUGAGUAUGUCUACAAGCUGCACUUGGUUGAGAAUGACUUUGUUGGAAGGCGAUCCCCUGUCACCAGGGACUAUGACAUGCUAAAGUCUGGAAUGAGUGCCACUUACGGAAGUCGCUGGGGGAGAGGGACAGCACAAUACAGUUCCCAGAAGUCAGUGGAGGAGAGAUCCUGGAGGCAACCUCUGAGGAGACUUGAGAUUUCCCCAAAUAGCAGCCCGGAAAGGACUCGCUAUGCCCACAGUGAAUACCAGUUUGCCUGGCGGAGCCAGGGCCAGGUGCCGGGUGGGCGCCUUACCCUGCCGCGCUAUGCACGCUCAGAGAUCCUGAGCCUUCGCCAGGCGGGCACCGUCCGCAGGCCACCCGUGAGCGGGUCGUUCAGCGAUGCUGUCUUUGACAAUGGUCCACUCAACCCCAUGAUGCCUCCCCAUCCACCAGGCACCAGCCACAGCGCAGGCAGCCUGCUGGAAGAGACCGUGCGCGUGAGCCAGGCUCGGCCUCUGGGCGCGCAAAGCAGAGCUGCCCGCUCUUCCUGGCCCCGAAGCUCAGUCCGCAGCACCCUGCAGGACCCAGGGAGGUUGCUGCCUACUGCGGGCCAGGCAGCUGUGGGCAGCGGAGAUGCGCACCGGGAGAGGAGCACCUUCUCUGAUGUCCAGCUCGGGAAUGCAGACGUGGAGAUGACCUUGGAGAGAGCUGUGAACAUGCUCGAUGCAGACCGCGUGCCACUGCCCAGGAUUUCUGCCGCAGCUACUUUUAUACAGCAUGAGAGCUUCCAAAAGUCUGAAGCCCGGAAAAGGGUUAAUCAGCUUCGAGGCAUCCCUAAGCUGCUGCAGCUGCUCAAAGUUCAGAAUGAAGAUGUUCAGCGGGCUGUGUGUGGGGCCUUGAGGAACCUGGUUUUUGAAGACAAUGACAACAAGCUGGAGGUAGCUGAGCUGAAUGGAGUACCUCGCCUACUCCAGGUGCUGAAGCAAACCAGAGACUUGGAGACAAAAAAGCAAAUAACAGGUCUGCUCUGGAACUUGUCCUCUAACGACAAGCUCAAGCAUCUCAUGAUAACAGAAGCCUUGCUCACCCUGACAGAGAGUGUCGUCAUCCCCUUCUCGGGGUGGCCUGAAGGAGACUACCCCAAAGCAAAUGGCUUGCUGGAUUUUGAUAUAUUCUACAAUGUCACUGGAUGCCUAAGAAACAUGAGCUCAGCUGGCCCUGAUGGGAGGAAGACAAUGAGAAGAUGUGAUGGGCUCAUUGACUCGUUGGUCCAUUAUGUCAGAGGAACCAUUGCAGACUACCAGCCAGACGAUAAGGCCACAGAGAACUGUGUGUGCAUUCUUCAUAACCUCUCGUACCAGCUGGAGACGGAGCUCCCAGAGAAGUAUUCCCAGAGUAUCUACAUGCAGAACCGGAAUAUCCAGACGAACAGUAACAAGAGUACCGGCUGUUUUGGCACUCGAAGUAGGAAAGUAAAAGAGCAAUACCAAGACGUGCCUAUGCCCGAGGAGAAGAGCAGCCCCCGGGGCAUGGAGUGGCUGUGGCAUUCCAUUGUGAUAAGGAUGUAUUUGUCCUUAAUUGCCAAGAGUGCCCGGAACUAUACCCAAGAGGCCUCAUUAGGAGCGCUCCAGAAUCUCACAGCAGGAGGUGGCCCGAUGCCCACAUCAGUAGCUCGAAUGGUUGUCCAGAAGGAAAAUGGUCUUCAGCACACCCGGAAGAUGUUGCACGUGGGUGAUCCCAGUGUGAAAAAGACUGCUGUCUCCCUGCUGAGGAAUUUGUCACGGAACCUUUCUCUGCAGAAUGAAAUUGCCAAAGAAACUCUACCAGAUUUGGUUUCCAUAAUUCCCGACACAGUCCCAAGUACUGACCUUCUUGUUGAAACUACAGCCUCUGCCUGCUACACACUGAAUAAUUUAGUGCAGAAUAGUUACCAGAAUGCACGAGACCUUCUCAACACUGGAGGCCUGCAGAAAAUUAUGAACAUCAGCGUAGGAGAAGGCUAUGCCCCCAACAAGGCCAGCAAAGCUGCUUCUGUCCUUCUCUACACUCUGUGGACACAUACAGAACUCCACAAUGCCUACAAGAAGGCUCAGUUUAAGAAGACAGACUUUGUCAACAACCGGACCACCAAAGCCUACCACUCCCUUAAAGACUGACAAAGGUGGAAAUAAACUCGGAAAUUUCAGCUUCAGGGUUCCCCGCUAUAAACCCCCCCCCCCACAAAGAAAACACCUAUUUUUCUACUAACUGACCCAAGAAACCUCAGAAAGCAUGCUUUGUUUAUAUUCUUUUGUAUUUCCAUCCCCUAAGUCUAGAAAAUGAAUAAUCACAAUAUAAUUUGGUUAGGCAUCCUUAAGACUUCUACAAGGUCUGUUGUGCCCUGUAGAGCUCACGGACACCAUCGUCCAUGCUCACAGUACAUGUGAAUACAUGUGGGUAACAGCCAAGGAGCAGCUGAGGAAAGACCUUGUGUGGCUAGACUUUUAAAGUGUGAUUGACAUUUCUGUCCUUUGUCUGGGCUUCAUUCUUGUCCCUCAUCUGCAUGUUACUCCAUUAUUGAACCACAGGCUUGUGUUCAACCAUACUGAACAGAACAGAGAUGACAAGAAUAAAGCUUUGGUGACAAGUC
Arvicola amphibius (Eurasian water vole) is the source of this 2923-nucleotide messenger RNA. It is a transcript of the gene Pkp2, whose product is annotated as plakophilin 2. The coding region runs from base 63 to 2450 and encodes 795 amino acids. Gene Ontology annotation, biological process: cell-cell adhesion; intermediate filament bundle assembly; desmosome organization. The transcript has 13 exons. The record is from RefSeq and is a predicted model, not a curated record. Gene Ontology annotation, cellular component: adherens junction; cytoplasm; intermediate filament. Gene Ontology annotation, molecular function: molecular adaptor activity; intermediate filament binding; cadherin binding. Lineage: Eukaryota; Metazoa; Chordata; Mammalia; Rodentia; Cricetidae.